This is a messenger RNA of Kockovaella imperatae, 1718 nucleotides long. Its product is annotated as 2-oxoglutarate metabolism-related protein. The record is from RefSeq and is a predicted model, not a curated record. The transcript has 9 exons. Gene Ontology annotation, cellular component: oxoglutarate dehydrogenase complex. The coding region runs from base 141 to 1523 and encodes 460 amino acids. Gene Ontology annotation, biological process: tricarboxylic acid cycle. NCBI's taxonomy places the organism in Eukaryota, Fungi, Basidiomycota, Tremellomycetes, Tremellales, Cuniculitremaceae. Gene Ontology annotation, molecular function: dihydrolipoyllysine-residue succinyltransferase activity.
CUCCGCGAUUUUCCAACCGGCCCCCCCCCUUCCUCCUCUCUCUUUCUCUUGCUGCUCAUCCACAUUACAGCUAAGCUCUUCCAUCCAUUGCUCGCUCGACGUUUGCACCGCUCGAACCCCCCUCCCACUUCUCCUUCAUCAUGCUGCGAUCACCCACGAGGACAGCUUUGAGAAUGGCAUCGUCCUCUGCCAUCCGACGGACGGCAACCAGGGGAAUCUGUAGAAGCUCUCAGGCGCCUCUCUCUCACGCUCUUCUUGCGCUCAUCCCUAGACCUCUGUUCCGGGCUUCAUUUCACUCAUCAGCCAUUUUCCUUGACGAGGUUGUCAAGGUUCCUCAGAUGGCAGAAUCUAUAACAGAGGGAACUUUGAAACAAUGGAGCAAGGCAGUGGGCGACUUUGUCAAGCAAGACGAGGAGAUUGCGACUAUUGAGACUGAUAAGAUCGACGUCUCGGUCAACGCCCCGAAAUCUGGGAAAAUCACUGAGCUGCUCGUGGAAGAGGACUCCACCGUGACAGUAGGACAAGAUUUAUUCAAGAUUGAGCCCGGUGAGGAUUCGGGAGAUAGUGAACCAAAAGCUGCUCCAGAGGGAGGCGCUCGAUCGGAACCGAAGAACCCGGAGGAAGGAAACAAGGACGAUGCUGCCCCAGCUGCGAACAAGGAGAAGGGUGCAGGCGAAGUCAAGGAGAGCAAACCAGAUCAGCCAAAGAAGGAGGAGAAGCCAGCUCAAGAGAAAGUCAAAGAGGAGAAACCUGCCCCACCGAAGCAGGAAAAGGCACCUGCGAAGAAGGAGGACAAGGCACCAAAGACUGCGGGAACGAGAGGAGAGACUAGGGUCAAAAUGUCCAGAAUGCGUCAGACUAUCGCUCAACGACUCAAGGCCUCUCAAAACGCCGCUGCUUCCCUCACCACCUUUAACGAGAUUGACAUGUCUUCCAUUAUGGAGUUCCGGAAAUUGUACAAGGAUGGAAUCCUCAAGGCGGACGGUGUAAAACUUGGAUUCAUGUCUGCUUUCGCUCGAGCGUCUUGUCUUGCUUUGAAAGAGAUCCCAGUCGCCAACGCCAGUAUUGAGGGCGACUCUAUCGUUUACAGGGACUAUGUGGACAUCAGUGUCGCUGUCGCUACUCCAAAAGGUCUCGUCACGCCAGUCGUCAGGAAUGCCGAGGAGAUGGGUUUGAUAGAUUUGGAAAAGGCAAUCGCAGAGCUGGGUAAAAGGGCUCGUGAUGGGGCUCUGGGUAUUGAGGACAUGUCUGGCGGAUCCUUCACAAUCUCCAAUGGUGGAGUCUUUGGAUCCUUAUUUGGUACACCGAUCAUCAACUUGCCACAAGCUGCAGUCCUCGGAAUGCACACCAUCAAAGAACGGCCUGUGGUUGUGAAUGGCAAAAUUGAGAUCAGGCCCAUGAUGUACGUGUGUUUGACAUACGACCACAGGCUACUGGAUGGUAGAGAAGCGACUACAUUCUUGGUCCGCGUCAAAGAGUAUAUCGAGGACCCGAGAAGAAUGCUCCUACCAUCUCCUGUGUAGAUAUCUGCAGUCCAAGACUACCCUCAGGGCACGGAGCGGCGAGGCAGUAGUCGAGGAAGGAACAGAGAAAGAAAGAGGAGGUAGAGUAGGACGGACGACCUUGCGGAGCUCGGAGGCUCCACGAGGAGAAAUAUUGAUCAGUACGCAUAGCCAUUCGUACCUGGAAUCCAUUGCAUACGCUGUGAGCCUGUGGAA